AUGCCAGCUCCUGGCCGCGGACCAGGAGCCGCACCGUCCCCGGCCUGUCACAACUGCCGCCGCCGCCGAUUGCGCUGCGAUCGCUCUUUGCCAUCCUGCCGCAAGUGUUUAGGCUCCGGGCAGAAGUGUCUCGGUUAUGGUCCCCUUUUGCGGUGGGCGAAUGCCCCAGCCGUCCGCGGCAGGCUCGUCGGACUCGGUGAGCGACUCGAAGUGUCUCGCAUCAGCCCCCCUCUCCUCGACCCUCUGGUGAACCAUCUCGAUCGGAGAGCGCGGCACUAUGUCCAUCACUUCGCCACGGUCGUGUGCCGGGUCCUGGUCUCGUUUGAUCAGGAGGAUUUCAAUCCGUUCCGCGUCAUCAUCCCGCUGGCCACCAAGUUCGACUUCCUGGAAGCCAUCAUCGUAGCCACCGGCGCCAUGCACACCGCGUUGCUCCACGGCGCCAAGGACCAGCCGGGACGGCCCGAGAUGAUUGACGCCCUGGUCGCCAAGGACCGGGCCAUCAGGCUGCUCCGGUCGGCCAUCGACAACAUAACGCCCGACAGCCAAGCCAUGGUCCUGGCCGCCACCGUCUUCCUCAUCAACCUCGACCUGAUCGACUCGGGCAAGGGGGGUUGGCAGGUCCACAUCGAGGCAGCCAGCGCCCUCAUGUCGUGCCUGCAGGACCCCGCCCACGAGCUCGACCGGUCGCUCACGACCUCGAUUGACACCAUCGCCGCCGACUGUCUGACCUACCGAGUCCUCGGAUCGGCCAUCAGCGGCGUCGCCCUGACCUCCUGGGCCGGCCGCGACCUGGCCGAGUUCUUCUCCGUCCUGCGGCGCGCCGAGGCGUACAGCUACCACUGCUGCCCGCCCGAAAUCCUCCACAUCCUCCUCUCGGCGAGCAGCCUGUGCAGCGACGACGGGCCCGCCCGGGUCCCGGAAGCCCUGGCCCUGAUCGGCCGGGCGCGUGCCCUCGACGUCGUCGCAUGGGUCCACAGCAUCCGCGGCCUCUCGGCCCACGACGAUCUCGAUAUUCGCGUCCGCAUCGCCCUGGCUCACCGCGCCACCGCCUGCCUGUACAUCCUCCUCGCCGUGCCGGAAGCUGCCCCCUCCCCGUCGUCGGUCGACAUGCUGGUCCGGGAAGUCCUCGAGCACCUGGCGGCCGUGCCCAUCGACCACAUGCAUCUCAAGGGCACCAUCUGGCCCACAUUCGUCGUGGGUGCCCAGACGGAUGAUCCCGAGCAGCGUGCCUGGUGCAUGGAGCGCAUGCAAGCCGUCUCGACGAUGAACCGCUGGAUGUGUCCUUGGGGGUAUAUACGGACCGCCGUACGAAUGAUGCAGGAUCUAUGGGACGCGCGAGAUCGAGAGCCCGCUAAGGGUGGCAGGAGGAACUGGUUGCUCGAGCUCAAGAGUAUGCGGGAGAAGUGUCUGAUCGUUUGA
This is a messenger RNA of Thermothelomyces thermophilus ATCC 42464, 1419 nucleotides long. RefSeq lists its product as uncharacterized. NCBI's taxonomy places the organism in Eukaryota, Fungi, Ascomycota, Sordariomycetes, Sordariales, Chaetomiaceae. Gene Ontology annotation, molecular function: zinc ion binding; DNA-binding transcription factor activity, RNA polymerase II-specific; transcription cis-regulatory region binding. Gene Ontology annotation, cellular component: nucleus. The record is from RefSeq and is a predicted model, not a curated record. The coding region runs from base 1 to 1419 and encodes 472 amino acids. Gene Ontology annotation, biological process: positive regulation of transcription by RNA polymerase II. The transcript has 2 exons.